AAGCGGAUGUUGUGUGAGGGAGCGUGUCCCCGGGUGCCAGUGGCGGGCGGGUCAGCUGCUGUUACUGUUCUAAUUGGCUUCACAUGAGCUGUGGGUGCCACGCAUUUCAAUCGUCAAGCACAGCAGCCCCAUGUUUGAACUCUGCUCCGCUGUUGCCUCCUUCAAUGCCCUUCGCCUCCCUCUCCUGCCUCCUCACUUUCUCGGUGCUCCGUUUCGUUGUCGCUGUGUCGAGGUGCCUUUCCAUCGGACGUGUUCUCAGUUCUUAACUCGUUUUUCUUAUAUUUGUGGGACUCCGAAAGCCACCAGAAGUUCAGAAGUUGACAUGGCUCCAGAAAAGGAAAGUAACGGGCUUGACAACUACGCAUUUGCACUUGAAGGGCAUUUCUGUGACCUACAAGACACAAAACACGAAGAAGAAGUCACCUCCGUGGACCAUGAGCACAGCAAGCUGGCCUACUGUGUGACCGAUGUACCGCCUUGGUACUUGUGUGUCCUUCUUGGUAUACAGCACUGCUUGACAGCAUUUGGAGGGAUCAUUGCCAUCCCGCUGAUUCUCUCACAAGGCUUGUGUCUUCAACAUGACGGCCUCACGCAGAGUUACCUGAUCAGCACCAUCUUCUUCGUGUCUGGUAUCUGCACUCUGCUCCAGGUCACCUUUGGCAUCCGCCUGCCUAUUCUCCAAGGUGGAACAUUCACAUUGCUGGCACCGUCCAUGGCGAUGCUGUCCAUGCCAGAGUGGACCUGUCCUGCCUGGACACAGAAUGCAACCCUCGUCAACACGUCCUCUAGCGAAUUCAUAGAAGUGUGGCAGAGCAGGAUGAGGGCGCUCCAGGGGUCUAUCAUGGUGGGCUCGCUCUUCCAGGUGGUUGUUGGAUUUUCUGGUCUGAUCGGCAUCUUCAUGCGCUUCAUUGGACCUCUCACCAUCGCACCCACCAUCUCUCUCAUCGGACUGUCCCUUUUUGACUCUGCCGGUACCAGUGCUGGAAACCACUGGGGCAUUUCCGCCUUGACCACUGUACUGAUCAUCGUUUUCUCACAGUACCUUCGUCAUAUUCCCAUAUCUUUCCCAACAUACAGCAAGGAUAAGAAAUUACACUCCUGCCGUGUUUACGUCUUCCAGAUUCUCCCAGUCCUGCUGGGAAUAGCCUUGUCCUGGCUGCUCUGCUACAUUUUAACUACCUUUAAUGCCCUUCCCUCUGAUCCGGGCAGGUACGGUUACUUGGCUCGUACUGACAUAAAGGGAGAUGUAGUAGGUAAAGCCCCUUGGAUCCUGUUCCCGUACCCCGGCCAAUGGGGGCUGCCCACUGUGAGCCUGGCGGGGGUGGUUGGCAUUUUGGCAGGUGUGAUUUCUUCCAUGAUAGAGUCUGUCGGGGACUACCAUGCGUGCGCCAGGCUAUCGGGGGCUCCACCUCCGCCUAAACAUGCCAUCAACAGGGGCAUCGGAAUGGAGGGGCUGGGGUCUUUGCUGGCCGGAGCCUGGGGGACAGGAAACGGUACCACCUCUUACAGUGAGAACGUAGGAGCCCUCGGCAUCACAAAGGUUGGAAGUCGCACGGUGAUUGUCGCCGGGGGCGUCUUCAUGAUAGUCAUGGGCGUGUUCGGCAAAGUGGGAGCCAUAUUUUCCACCAUUCCAUCACCCGUCAUCGGGGGGAUGUUUAUGGUUAUGUUCGGGGUCAUUUCUGCAGCAGGAAUUUCAACUCUCCAGUAUGCAGAUUUAAAUUCAUCUCGCAAUAUCUUCGUUUUUGGCUUCUCCAUGUUCUCGGGUCUGGUCAUACCGAACUGGAUAGUGAAGAACCCUGCAGUUAUUUCCACAGGAGUGGCUGAGGUGGACCAGUUGCUGCAGGUUCCGUUCACAACCAGUAUGUUUGUCGGAGGCUUCUUUGGCUUCUUAUUAGACAACACAGUUCCAGGAACAAAGCAGGAACGAGGCAUCCUGGCCUGGAACAAAGCUCACGAGGACAGUGCCAGCAACACACUGGAGAGCGGAGAAGUGUACGACCUUCCUUUUGGCCUGAGUUCUUACUUUUCUUCUUGCUCGUGGAUCCGUUAUGUACCAUUCUGCCCACCUUGUGUGCCUAAACGUCCUGAAGGAUGCGAAUCAAAGGCGGUCACUCAAGAACCCACUCAGACGCUCGGACCCUCAGAGCCUCCGCACAUUAUCAUUGGAGUCGCUCAUUAAGUGGCGAACUCACAUCCGCAUCCCCUUUUUGAGGAUUUGCCUGUACAUACAUUGUCAGCAGAGAGGCUUCUGUUGGAAUCAUGUAUUUUUCCUCCAACUAUAUAUAGUAUGUACAAUUAUUUCUUCCAUGGACAGAAAUUAACUUUAAAAUCUAUAUGGAGUAAUUUUUUUCAGCUAUUGUUGUUUGAAAAUAUUAUUAAUUUUAUACUUAACGGUGUGAAAAUAUGGUUUUGUUUCAUAAGGUUUCAAGCUUGAGCAAAAAUGUAUAUUUAGCUUUGUUCAUAGUUUUCAUCAGAUUAAUGUAUUUUCUGAUGGUGAAGUAUUAUCAGUGCCUGAAUUGUACACACUGUCGGUUUGGUGUACUUUGUACAUAAUGUACAGGUAGCAGGGUGAUAAUUGUAUUUGGUGUCCUGUUAAAUGUCACAUUUUGUCAAUGUUCUUUCCUUAAAAGGUACAGGCCUUUUUGAGCCAAGCGGUGUUAGGGUUGGUCCAGCGGCAAUGCACACACUAUAAUGAGAUCGAGGCCUUUCGAAUGAGCCAUAAUGAUUUCACAGCAUAAAACCUUUUUUACGCGGCAUUCUGGAACCUGGGGCGGCCGCCGCCCGGCGCCGCCCCAGGUUCCGACCCUCGCCGGCCACCGUCUACAUUGCGCUCUUGCCGCCGCCGUCUUUGUCUUCGUCGCCGCCGCCGCCGCCGCCGCCGCCGCCGCCGCCGCCGCCGUCGUCUUCGGCAGAGUAAGACAAAGCUUACUUAGCCACAAAUUCACCGUUGACAAAACACAGUAUAUGAUGUCCCAUCACAUAGUUUACAGUCUUGGUCUCAUGAAAAAAAACAUCGAAAAUCAACACAAUAGAUAGAUUUACAUACAACAGACUUAUCUAGUCGUGUGCAAGAAUAACCUAUUUACGUGGCUUAAAACAAGUAAUUUAACAGCUAUUUAUUUAAUAGACAGUAUCGCAAAGCAUGCUGGGAUGUGCGCCUAUCGACACUACAAUAUAAAGAGGACAAGGAACUGCUGAUUAUGAUGCGGGCGAGGGAGGAUGUCAAUUAAGGGCCUCAAUUCUUGAAUUUCUUCUCCUUAAAAAUUACUUUUAUGCAACUAUUGGCUAUGUUAUCUGUAUCAUGUGUCAUUUGUGUGCUUUCAACAUAUACUUGUUAGUCCAAAAUACAGUACACUUCAAAAA
Molecule: messenger RNA, 3363 nt
Organism: Doryrhamphus excisus (bluestripe pipefish)
Lineage: Eukaryota; Metazoa; Chordata; Actinopteri; Syngnathiformes; Syngnathidae
Gene: slc23a4
Product: solute carrier family 23 member 4
Biological process (GO): transmembrane transport
Cellular component (GO): membrane
Molecular function (GO): transmembrane transporter activity
Source: RefSeq, a predicted model, not a curated record